Messenger RNA from Colletes gigas, 12521 nucleotides. RefSeq lists its product as uncharacterized. NCBI's taxonomy places the organism in Eukaryota, Metazoa, Arthropoda, Insecta, Hymenoptera, Colletidae. The record is from RefSeq and is a predicted model, not a curated record. The transcript has 24 exons. Gene Ontology annotation, cellular component: cytoplasm. The coding region runs from base 132 to 9311 and encodes 3059 amino acids.
CACCAUCUAGCGUUAUGGCUGCGCGACCACUAGAAACUUAUCGGGAAAGAGAAAGGAAUAUGUUUGGCAUGCUGUGUUUCUUUCUACGUGAUAAUAUGCGCUGUUGAGCGGUGAUUCGCUGGACGCCAAAGAUGGAGGCGACGAAGGGAGCCGACGGUGAAGAUUAUUCGAGGACGAACGUGCAGGCUGGUAAGAAGGAGGUGCCCGAGAGGCUUCGAGUCCUCUCGGUCGAUAAGCUUACCGUCGAAAAGAUCGUCUUGGAGUCCUCGACCGGAUCACGAGAAGUGCUCCUAACGAAAAAUGAGAGUUCCAGGAAGCUAUCGAUAAAAUCAGAGUCGGGAAAGACAAUUCCGACGCAGUCCAAGGACGAACGGAGGGAGUCCACGGACGUCAAGUAUCGCGCCUCGCUUUCUGAAGACGCGUUCGUCUACGUACCGAGCAACGACGUUUCCGUUAACGAAGUGGUCUCGAAGACUUCCGGGGCGAACGACGUACCCGCGCCGAGCGUCGAGAGGAGGAUCAAGCCCAUCAAAUUGACCAAGAGUCCUUCGAUCGGUAGCAUUGUAGUCGCCGGCUUGAAGUCCGCGUGUAAAAUUCCGCCCAAGGUGCCCGAGAAACCGGCCGCCGCUAGCCUAGCGAUCUCGUUACGAAACGGAAGGGAAUCCUCGAAUUCGAACGUUUCGAGAUCGGCUAACAAGUUAAUCGGGAUAACGGAGGGACAGGACGAAAAGUCGAACGCUUCGGAGUCGGUCGGGGACGGCGGGAAAAUCGAGAAGGAGAAGGAACAAAACGAGAAAGACGUGAUCGUGGACGAAGAGCGGCAAAAGCUAGAAGGGAAUGGCGUCGAGAUCGACGCGAAAGAUCGUUUAGAGAGGAGUCGGUCGAAGAUCGGGGUUCUGCAGCAAAAUUUGAGCACUCAGAUAGACGCGAACACGGCCGAGAAUUACAAGAGAAAGCUGCUGGAAUUGCGGACGAGCUACGCGCUGAAGCUGCCCGUUCUCGUCGACUCGAACGCGAACGAGAAGUUCGUCGGCGAGGUAGCGUUCGACAAAGAGUUUCUACGGAAGCACAACCUCGACAAGAGGUUGAAGAUCGAGGAGAACAGCGCGCUGGAAACCGAUCCGGAUCGCGUCUCUAACGGGGAACGAAUCGACGAGGAGUCGAACGAAAGGAUCGUGACCGAACGGAGCGCCAGGCCCAGUUACAGCAAGAAGGUGUCCGAGGUGGAGAAGAGGUGGUCCGGGGAGUUCCUGGAGAAUCGUUUGGAGCGUCACUCAUCCGGGUCGUCCAAGUCCUCGUACGUCGAGGAGUUCGACAGCGUUUCGUCGAGGGAGAGCGUGGGCGAGGAGCGUAGAUCCGACGCGUUGUUUAUCGAGCAGGGUACACGGCAAGUGGACUUGGAAGAGGGCAGUGGAUUGUCCAUAGACGUCUCCGGAAGGCAAACUUCGGAGGAAGUUCUCGCGGACAGCACCGACGUUAGCACGGUAGACUCGGACUCGUGCCUCGAGGAUAGAAUCAAGGCGGUCGAGGAGGACAUCGACGAGGCAGCGAACAAGACACGGUUACCUGGCGAUGACGGAGCCGAUCGACGUCAAGAGGAAUUCGAACGAGCCAAUCGGUGGAUAGAGUCGAUCAUACCGACGAACGACAGGUUUCAGGAACGAAGGGACGAGUCUCAGAGAGUGUUGAGCUUCUAUCCGGACGCUGGACUCGGCUCGACGGAUUCCAUAGACUCCACGUUCGUCGAUCGAAGUCGAUCGGGUAGAGACGGAUACGCGAAACUCAUAAGGGAAUUCACCAUGGAGACGACUUCUGUAGCGGCUGGCUCGUCUCGAGCGAAGAAAGAGAAGAAGAAGCUCGGGCUUCGUCGACUUCUACCGGGUUUCUUCUCGCCGAAGGACUCCCGGAAGGACUACAAAAAGAAAGAAUCGAAAGAACGUAAGAGACAGGAUGACCGACACUUCGCGCGCUAUCAACAGAACGGAAAUUACACCAAGUCCCCGGACACGAUGAACCUGAACGAAGACAUCAAGAGAAACGUCAAGUUGGACAAUAGUUUGAACGGAUCCAUAAUCGAAGAAAGACUGGACGAGAUCAAACGCGAACUGUUCCCGGAUCAGGGCCCCAUAACCAGCACUCCCGAUCACUUCACACGAGACGACGAUCAAAGUCUUCUGCGCGAUCGAGUCGGACCGCCUCGAUCCUACACCACCGAUUCCAGUCUGAGCUCGAUCGCUCCCGACGAGAGAUGGAUCGAGAGGAACAACGCUCAUCUUGGCAUAUCACCUGACAUUCGGAAGUUCGAGCAACGUCAAAAGCGCGAGGAAUUCGGCCAGAGAUACGGUCAGCUCGAGCGCAAGCACAGCUUGCAGGAACCGAACCACGCGACGCGAUCUUACUUCUUUCAUAGAAAUCACGGGCCAUCGGGCAGGAUCUCGGCCCCGCCUAGCGAGAGAUACUUCGUGCGACCCAGGGCGAUCCAUCCCAUCGACAGACCCUUGCCAGCGAUCCCCCACUCGCGAACGGAGUUGUCCAACUACGAGAACUAUCUGGAGGAGCAGGAAGAGAUGCCAACGCAAACGACCAGGUACGGGAAGAGCUCGUACGCGUACUCCUUCGCGCCCGACAAGUCCAAUUACUCGAACGAGCCGGGUCUCUACGAGAACGACAACGCAUCUGGUCUGAUUCUGAAGUCGGUAUCCGCUCAGGUGAAGAUCACGCGUCAGCCGAUCGUCAAUCAGAAUCACAGAGCUCCUCUGGUGGGCAGAUCGCCCAAGUAUCCAUCGUCAGGAAGCAGUCAGAAGUCGGGUGAUUACGCGGAUUCGAGUUGCACGCCGAACUCCAGCCAGAAGAGCGAGUUCUCGCCGUCCAGCUCGAAGAGCGGCGAAUAUUACCUGCACUCGCCGCGAAACAGCGGCUCGCCAACGGGCAGAGACCUGGACGAGGACUGUCGCAGGGAGGGUAUUUACGAGAACGAGAAAUCGCCCUCGAGAUCGUCCACUCGUUGCAUGGACGAGCGCAUAUACGACGAGAGCCCGCCUUCCGGUUGCGAGGAUCGCUCCUCCACCCCCACUAAUUCCAAGCAACUGGACCGCUCGAUGGAGGGCUCUCUGGAGAAAAGGGACACGCCGUCGAACCGUAGUCCCACAAAGAGUUUGCAAAUCGCCGAAAAGCCGGACGACGAUCAAAGGCACGAGCAAUCGACAAGCCAAGCGGUAGGUAGCAGUCCAGCGGGUUCACCGAGUCAAGGGAAGACGGUUUCGUCGCCGACUGUGCGCGCUCCGCCGCCCUCGAGGAGGGCUCAGCCCAACGAGCAGAUCCUGAUAGCCUCGCCGAAGAGGGAAACGCCGUACGAGACGCGGAUACCGCGUCCCUCGAACGAAUCCAGGCGAUACGCCGUGGAGUCGCCCGUCCACAUAACGAAUUCCCCGCGUAGGCUUCAACCGGGCAACUCUCUCGAGCCGCGUACUCAAGAUCACGCGGAGAAUCCACGCGAGGAUCAGUCGUUUCGCGGCUCGAGGAUGGCCAACUUUGCGGGACAGGGCUCGACCGCGAACAUGACCGCGGAACUGCCGCGUCCGGAGCCUAUUUACGGACACAGGGGUCAACCGAUACCCAGCCAACGGUCAUCCUAUCGGUCAAACGCGCAGAAGAAAGAUUGCGAAGAUAGAGUGGCUUGGGUCCAAGGACGAGCCUCCUCGCCCGCCAAGAAUUUACAGAAACGCGUCGAGUCCGAAAGGAGCAGCCCGAGGACGGAGAAAUGCAGCAGGUCGCUCGAACUACGCCCAACGGAGGUUCAACGUCGAGAGAAUCAUGCUGUUCAGUCGCAGCGUCCUGCACCGCCGUACGUCGAACUUCAGAGACCCAGGAUUCCCUGUCAAGAGAAAACGCAACAGUCUCCGAACGCAGGUCCGUCUCAACAACAACAACAGUCGCUGCAACCACGAUCUCUCGAGGAGCCCGUGUAUCUGCAGAGAGUCUCGGAACCGGUGUACGGGCAAAGAGGCACCAGCAGCGGAGCGCUGUCCCCGUCGAAGCAAGAGACUCGACAACAAUUGGAGGCGUUCUACUGGCAACAGAAGGCGCUCGAGGCGCGCAGGAAGUCAUUCGCGACCCCGGUGACCGCCAGCCCCAGGCAGACCGGUCGAAAAAUUGACUUGCCAGAGGUCAGAGAAGCGGUGUACUGGCAGCAGCUCAAGAAGCUGGACGAAGAGCAACAGAGGCGCAUCUACGAGCAGAAUCUGGCAGAGGAGAGGUCGCAAGGUAGAUCUAAGAGUCCCGGAAGACCAACGACCUCCAGGCAAGGGACUCCACGAGGUCCCGUGACGACCGAUCUCUCGAUAUCCACCGCGUACGCGGACCCCGCUGCCUGGACGGACGAUCGUCGUCGUACGAAAGGGAACCCCACCGGGAAGCCACCGUUGAUGCAGAAGGGUCAGAAUCAACCUGUGCUGAUCGUCAGGCCCCAACAGGCGAUCCAGGACCGUCGAGAAGCGCCUAGCAAGCCGCUGGACCCGACCAGGCUCGAGGUGCAACGAUCGAAAAGCGCGUCCCCGCAUUUCCAUCGAGGCGACACGCAGUUGAUCCCGCGGAAAGUCGACACUCGUUCGAUUUACGAGGAGGACGCGAACGACGCUGACGGGAAAACCGCGCCUCCGCCGAUUUUCAAGAGGGGCAGCUUGAUCAGCGGCGAUCCCGUGGAGUACGGGAGUGCUGGCGGCGCGAAGAGAGUCAGCUUCUCGAACCAGUCGACCUUAGGGCCCGAUUUGGCCAGCGGAAGUUGGCCGACGAAACACGGCACGGCCCCGGAACCGCCGACUCGCAGACACAGGAGCGAGGACAGCGCUUCGGAUAGCGAUUCGGUGUUCUCUCAUCAAGACCGUCGCGACGUCGGUCACUGUCCGGACGCCGCGGAGUACGACGCCGACAGACCGUUGCCGCCAUUGCCCAAAGACUCGCCCGGCAGCGCUACGAGGCCCGGAGCCGCGAGGAGCAACGCGUACGGGGACCUUGGAUGGAAUUCGGGCCCCGAUCCUAGAAGGACCAGCCCCAACGCCAUCGCGGACCAGAUGCAGCGCGUGCUACGUCAGAAGGAGGAAGAGUGGAAUCCGGAUGGCAAGGGUCGACAGUCCAACGACACCGGUGGGUCCGGCCGGGGGGAGGGUGAGCCAGGUUCGAACGAAAUACCGAUCGGGAGGAGGGGCGGCGGUGGCGGUGGCGGUGGGGGCGUUGGAGGAGGUAGCGUGUUGGGUGUUGGCGGAGGUGGCGGAAGCGGAAGCAUCGGGGGAGGCUCGGUGGGCAGAAGCGGGUCCGGGGGUGGCGGCCGAUCGAGGGACGAGCCGAGGAGGCACACCCUCGGCGGCGAUCACCAGCCGUCCCUACAUCAUCAGCAGUUCAACGCGGCCCAACAACUGCACCCCCUUCAUCCCCAUCAUCCCCAUCAUCUGCCGCCGCCACACGGCCAGUACGGUACACCGCCCACGCGUCACACCACCAUGGAUCUCGAGAUGGGGACCAAGUCUCGCCAGAGAAAGUCGCCUCUCCCGCGCGGUUUUCCACCACCCUCCUCGACGAUGUUGUUCGAUGACGACCCGGGCAUCAUGUCCGAGGUGGAGACAUCUAGCACCGGAUUCCGACGGGGCGGCAAACAAAGAAGCAGCCUCCCCGUCGUACGGACCCCCAGCAAGACUCUGGAGCGAUCAUUAGGUCUAGUGUUCCUGCAGUAUAGGAACGAGACGAAACGGACGCUUCUGCCCAACGAAAUCACGAGCAUAGACACCGUCAAGGCUCUCUUUGUCAGAAGCUUCCCGAAGCAACUUACAAUGGAAUAUCUAGACAGUCCGCACGUCAAGGUUUACAUACACGACAGCAACAAGAACAUGUUCUACGAGCUCGAGGAUCUUAGAUCUCAUUUGAAAGACAUUCGAGACCGCAGCGUCUUGAGACUUUUCGAGAGCACCGACGGCGUGACGGGGAUGCCAGGACCGUUGGAAAUACCCGGAAACGCGCCUCUGGGACUACCCCCGCACUGGGAAGACCAAAGCUACUUCAGCGAGCCAGAGUUCGACAGCGAGUACCAGCAUCAGCACAUCCACAAGAGCAAGACGGCGAAGAACUCGACGUCCGGAAGCAGCGGCUACUACGUCGGGGGCAGCAGCACUCUGCCACGAGGGGGCCAGUUGAUGAGGGCGUACAGUCCAGCAGCGUCGUCCGUGGUCGGCGGGCCAACCGCAACUCCCACGCAGCCCAAGCCUCUCGCUACUCCGGAUGGUUGGAUAGGUGGUGGCGGGGUGCCGCCGGCCAAGCCGCUUCGCAGCUACCAGUGCAGUAAGAGUCCCCUUGGAAGCCUCGGGGGCUCGGCUCGCUUCUCUAGAGACAGCUCGGUCUCCCUCUAUAGUAUAGCAGAUCGAUUGCACGGGGAAAGUGGUUACAUGAGCAGCCCUGAAAGAAGCGGAGGCGUUGGCUCCGGGACCGGAAGAUACCCCCCUGGACCGUACAGCGCCGGAAGCAGCUACGAGGACCCGUACUACUCGCAGUACUCGGGAACCGUCACGCCCGUCAUCGACGAGGAGGCCAGUGGGUGGUGCAGCGAUACGGAGCUGUUGGAGGAAUCGUACAGUCUAUACGGCGUGAAACCAGGCCGUCCGCCGUCCGGUCCACCGCGAUCUCCGUUUCCUCCAGGGGCGCCACCUUUACCACCCGGUGGUCAGAGCUACGACGCUACUCGGAUAAGGGUAGAGCACAUGGAGAGACAGCUGGCCAACCUGACGGGACUGGUGCAGAAGGCACUGACCAACGCGCCCCACACGAGCUCGUCGCCGCGAGAUUAUUUGCAAGUUCCCGCGACUCGCGAUCCGUACGCGAGAGGGCCAGGCGCCGGGGACGAGUUCGACAAACAUUCUAGCUCCAGCUCUGCCUCAUUGCCAGUGUCUCAACCUGCCGUUACAGAUGACUCGUACUUAAGGACUGACGUAAAACCACCAAAAUUAGGCAAAGACAAGUCGGUGUCGUUCGAAAAAUCAGUGUCCUUCAGCGACGAGCCGCCGGACAUGAACUCUCCUAAACAGCACUCGCCGCAGCACACAGCGGACACAAAACCAACGAAACCGGCGAUCAAAUCCUCCACGUUGCCGAGGAUGUCUUCGCAAGAGAGAGACAGGCACAAGCCGACUCCACCGCCGAAACCGGCGGCGCUGGUUGCGGGUCAGUACGUCUACAGAGACCUGGCUCUGACGCCAGAAAUGUACAAUCAGCUGCGAUGUCUGCAGAAGAAGGCGAAGGAUCUCAGACAGGAAGUGAGAAAUCUGAGGCGCAUGUCUCAGGCCCAGGCGCACACGGUGCGCGAGACCAUCCGGGACACGUUCAUCACGAUCAGAGCCAUGUUGCUGUCUGGUGGAGACGCAGCCUGGACUGGCGGAGAUGCGGAGAAAAUUCGACUGAGCCGCGAGGAAGACCUCUACAAGCAAGAGAUGUUAAGGCUGGAAAAAGAUCUGACCGAGCUAGAGAGCACGGUGGAGGAACUCCGUGGCAACGUCAUCAACAGGAAAACGAGAGUCAAUAUGUCGGAUGUGGAGAGUAUGGCCUUGAUAUUGAGCAAAUCGAGCAAAACAGUGGCGGAUCUGAAGGUACGGUUUCCGAGUCUCCAGGAGGGCAUGAAGGGGUUGCUGAGCUCGGAGAUGGAGAAGGUGGUGCGCGAGGAGAAGUUCCUCAAGGAGGAACCCGAACGAUUGGAGUCCGCGUUGAGACGUUGCAAAAAGCUUACCGGUACUCUCGUGACGCUCAAACGCUUGGCGUCGGUGCAAGAGCAGCGAUUACCAAACGCGACGAGCGUAGACGCCGACGAGACACCGCCUAUAACACCCACGUCAGCCCAACAUUCCAAGGCAGCUGCCUCUGUGCCAGCGGAACGCACUGUCGUGGGGUCAGCGAGCAUCAUCGGGGGAGGGUCCCACCCUCACGAACCACCCGCCGCCCAUCAGCAGCGUCCGGAGAACGCACUCGACGCUCUGCUAGACGAGUUGCAGACCUUCUCGAGGCCGAGCUCGCAGCUCGGUCACGUCCCCGGUUCGUCGACGAUCCUCUCCGACCUGGGCAGAUCGGGAAGCAGAGAGGCCGGCGUAGUACCGCCCGCCACCGGUACGUCGGGUCGAGCCCCGUGCAUCUCCGACAUAGGAAGGAAAGGCAGCGUGGACUCGUCGAGUGGAAUGUUGAGUGGCGCUGCGGUCGCGGUAGGAGCACAGAACGCGGGUGGAACGCUCCGCAGGUUGCAUUCUUAUCCGUCUAGCUCGGACACGGACACCUCGCCACCCAUAGCGAGACUGCAGGUGUCGCUGCAGGAGCAACCGAGCUUGCCGGUGCUACCGCAAGGGUUCGUGCCGGGUCAGAAGCCGCCGGUGCCCGAGAGGAACGCGGAACUGUUGCAACUAGCCAGCGCGAGAAGAGUCCCGCCACCUCCGCCGCCCCGCACCAGCUCCAGAUCCCCGUUGGCCAGCCCCACGAGCCCCCAGCUGCCGCCCAGGAAUCAUUCUUGCAACUUGCAGAGCGGUAAUUCGACGCUACGCAGGCCACCAGCGCGCUCCAACUUGCCGGUGAAGGAGGGCAAGCCACCGAUGGCCCUUCCGGUGGACGCCACCAACGCGGUGGUGCCUGCCUUGGAGCAAUCGACGGUGACCACGGUGCUCCAUAACUCCUCGUCCUCCCAGUCGUCGAUCAUCCUGUCCGCCAGCAAUUCCAGCUCCUGCGAGAGCGUCAACUCGCAGGAAGGCCUGCAGAGCAAGAAGGGCAGGCAGGAGCAGCUGGAGCAACGGCACCAGGAGCUGUUGCGCAAGCAGAAGGCUCUGCAGGAACAGUACGCGCGGCUCCAACAGCUGCAACGAAACACGGCGGGUCUGACCACCGUACCGCCGGCGCCGCCGGACCUUCUGAAGAAAACAGGCUCCGAGAGCAACCUGCUGGCCAAGAUGGGCCUCGGUCUGAGCGCCGCCAGCUCCGGAUCUCUUACCAGCCUGACCGCGAAGCUAGCUGCCUCGCACGAGACGUCCGUGGACGGUCAUCAGCCGCGACAGGAAGAUGCCAACGAUCACCAGCAGCAAAUCGAGACCACGGCCGGCAAGAUCGUCGUCAACUCGACGUCCAGUGCGGUGACCACCGCUCAGACCGUAAAUCAGACUCCUUUGAGCGAAUCGAACGGUCAACCGUCGUCCAUCGUGAACGCAGGUUGCCCCAGCUCCACGACCGUCUCAACAGUGACGCCAAUCGCGAACGCGACCACCACGACAACUAGCAAGAUCUACGAAACGGAUAUUCUGUGACCGAGAAGCCGGUCCCUGAUUGGCCACAGCGUCAGCGUGGCUGCCGAAGUCGUGCUCGCGAGUUAACGCGCUCAAUUUCAAACGGUCCACGAUCUUUCCGUCGAGAAACAGGAGGGAUAUGUUAUUUAUACCUGAUCCAGACCAAAAUGCACCGUGACCAGCGACUGGAGCCGGAAAGUGAUGGCGUUGGUGCGUAUCACUGACCACUACGAAGCGGCUGGGAGUCUUUAUCGCCGAAACGAGGAACGAAUCAACGACCGUGAAACGCGUAUCAGUAUUAACAGAAUCUGUGAGCCAACAAUGGACGCGAGAGACGGUUGUUGCUACCGUGGAGGAUCGAUGGUUCGGAUUGACGGCCAUCGGUGUCGCCUCGAUCGGAAAGUAGAGUUUACAGCGUAGAGAACUUAGCGAGUCACACGUAAUUUAUAAUAUCGAUUAUCGUAAUUAACGGAUAUAGUAUUAAUAAUCGUAACGAAAAACUGCGAUCCAAACGCGUAAUAGAGACGUCUCGGUUGAGACGCGAGCGUCUCACACACAGUUUCGAUUUUAAGCGGCCCCGUACACGCUCGUGAUUUACUGGAGAUUUUAUCCACGCAGGUUUGAUCAACCGUCUUUCUAAUGAAAAGGGCCAGCGUGAAAGGCGAUCAACCAAACUCGAAUGUAAACCAUAAAUGUCUGCGUGUAUGGGAAAUUUACAUUACAAAUAAGAAAACGAGGCGCGUACAUUAGGAGGCAAUAAUUUCUGCCGUUUGAUGAGAACACGGCACACUGAAAUUGUAUCCUCUUUUCUUCUCAAACAAGCUUCUAAUUGUCGCGCGGCUGAAACGCUGGGCAACGUUUAUAAAAUCACUCUGUCGCCGAUCACGCGGAUAUUUCCAUAAUUUUUCACACAAGUUUAUUUAUUUAGCGUUGAAAAAUUAAAAACGACCUUAACAUGUUACCUUAUUCGUCUUACCUUAACCUUUUGACGUAUGAGAAACGAAUAAACGUAACACAUCUUCUGGUGAACGAAAACUCGUAUCAACAAUGACCCGAUAUUGCUUUCAUAAUAAAACAGAGCAUAUUUGGAAUAGAUUUCCUAAAAUUUAAUAAAGUAUUAUUUUAAUACCGCGAAGGGUUGAAGUCGUAUCAACGCCAUCUAACAUUUCACCCACGCAGCAACUAGAAGCCAUCUUGGAAAAGAGAAGGGUUAGGUUUGAGAUGUCGCAGUCCUUUCGAAUAACAGAAAUUAAUGUUUCCCAACGUAUUUUGUGCCGGAGAUCGAAUUUCAAUCCAAGAGAUCGAGACUACUCGAACAAUCUUUCGUAACGAUUGUGCCAAAAAGAAAAAAUAAAGAAGAUGAGCAUAAGUUACAGAUUCCACGUCAACGACCACGAAUCGUCGUGUUUCCUCCGCAUUUUCGACUCGUGACUACGGAUAAGCCUCGGCCCAAUCGCAAACGCGGUCGUCAAAGUAUUACACAUACAUACGAGUAUAUUUACUAUAUCUAGGAGGGAGGAGCGAGAUAUUUCUAUAUACGAAGCAGGAGUAAGGAGAAGUUUAUAUUUAAACGAAUAUUUAAGCGGAUAGUUAGGUAGAUAGACCGAGCAGACGCACGAAAGUAUGCUCUUUAUAGUACGCGUUAAUCAUCGUUAAAGUCGAUUACUUACGAAACAUUCGCGAUCCACGAGGACGAGAAAUUUUAUCGUGUCUAGAAAGCAUCGUCCUUCUUGCGCCUGGUGCAUGUAGGUAUGUACAUACGCACAAUGUGCAGCACGGCGAAGGAACGAUCGAUAACCGGAUGGAGGACCGGAAAAACCUUGGUCGAAACGCGAGAUACCGGUAGUGGAUAAUGGCGCGAAAAUCCCGGUCGCGUUCCUCUCUGUAUUUUUCCUGUAACCUAGCGAUAUGAAAGGUUCGUACGUUUCUAGGUAGCUUUAAUUAAAAGUAACAAGAAAAAGAAAAAAGUGUGUAAAACAAGAAUUAAAGCAGUUGAUCGACAUAAUUGAGAAUAAACUCGAGCGAAAAUGCGAAGGAAGUGUGCGAAGAAAGGAAGAAGAGGGAGGUUAUCGUUGCUUCGAGGAAAUCAUGAGAACCAAUAUCGAUUCGUCUCAAUUUUUCAAUGGACAGAGGCAAAGAUUGAAAGGAACAUUGCUCAAUAUUUACUGAUUGAAAUGCAACAGCGAGCGUCGCGACGCGUACGGUCGCGACGUUCCAAGACCGCUCGUCGAUUCGUUCCAAGUGACGCAUGCGUUCUCCGGCUCGACGUCGAUGGACGCGCGCCACAAUCGAGCCCAGUUCCUUGCUUCGCGAAUUUUACAACACUUCUCUUUAAGUCGACCAUCGGGUAUCGAAUUACUGCGCGACGCGGCGCCUUGGAACGGAUCGACGAACGCCACGGCGCUUCGCGCUAUAGAGAUUCAUUCAUUCCUAAUUCGCUUAGCCAGAUUAAAUUGAUUCGCUUGGAUCGCCACAUCAGUUCGUUGAUAGAAUGUUGCGAUUAUCAGGCGCGAGCAAAUCCCAAGUUUCUGUCACCCUUCGCGAUCCGCGCGCCAUCACGCGGCGAAUGUCACGAACACGACCUGUAGAAAAAGAAAGAAGAAACCGACGCCAUCGUGUCGAGAAUUCUCGCAACGAGACUCCGUGCACGUUGUCGAGAAAGUUCUGUCCUCUUGGGACGAACAAGAUCGGCGUAGCAACGCGUACGGUUCGUCGCGAUCGGAAAGAAAAAGAAGGGUGUCCGUGCUUCCCGACGCUCGACAGAAAUCCGAGAUAUACCUAUAUAAUCUAUACACGCAUACUUUGCUUCGAGAGGCCUAAUAGCCAAUAGAUCCAAAUCCGUGCUUUCCCUAAGUUUUCCCUUUCGUUAGUUCGCGUAUGAACACGCCCGCGAUUUUACCUUUCUUUGAUCGCCUUCUCGAUAGUAUAAUAGUGGAUUAGUAAGGUUUUCGUCCGCCACGCGAAUAAUCGUGCUCUUAUUUGUUUUCUACGUACAGCCACGAAACGCAUCUAUAUGGAAGUAAUAAUUAAAUAUUUAACGAUAAGAAUAAUACGAGUAAGAAUAUGGAUAAUACCGAAGAUGAUCAUCGAUCGCAAAUACAUAUUCAGUUCAGCGAGUGUUUAUCAAGCGAGCAAUUAACGAGACGAGGACGAUACACGAUCCAAACGUACAAGAAACAUUUCACGUUCGAUCGUUCGUUCGGUCGAACUUGUAUAUUGUUCCAUUCACGA